This is a messenger RNA of Hordeum vulgare subsp. vulgare (domesticated barley), 1532 nucleotides long. Its product is annotated as heat stress transcription factor A-2d-like. Bases 295 to 1329 code for a protein of 344 amino acids. NCBI's taxonomy places the organism in Eukaryota, Viridiplantae, Streptophyta, Magnoliopsida, Poales, Poaceae. Gene Ontology annotation, molecular function: DNA-binding transcription factor activity; RNA polymerase II cis-regulatory region sequence-specific DNA binding. The record is from RefSeq and is a predicted model, not a curated record. Gene Ontology annotation, biological process: regulation of transcription by RNA polymerase II. The transcript has 2 exons. Gene Ontology annotation, cellular component: nucleus.
GGCGUCCAGAAGCUUCCGAGCCGGGGCGACGGCCACGAACGCGCCGCGCGGCCCAGAACCUUCCGUCCCCGUCCGGUCGCGCUCGCUCCCGUACCGGGCAGGAGUAUUUAUCAGCCACCACCGCCCACUUUCCCGCGGAAGGAAAGCAGCAGCAGAAGUCGACGCCUGCGUUGGGUGCCGCUGCCACUGUGCUCCAGCAUUUUUUGUUGGUUCUUGGUCUUGGAUUCUUCCGUCUGCGAUAGGAGGUUGCUGGUUAGUCGUUCGUUUGCUUGUUGGGUGGGUGGCUGAUCCGGGAUGGACCGCCUGCUGCUGCCGGUGAGGGUGAAGGAGGAGUGGCCGCCGCCGCCGCCUCCGGAGGAGGAGGAGGAGGAGUUGGAGGAGCACCGGGGCCUGGCGCCGCGGCCGAUGGUGGGGCUGCACGAGACGGGGCCGCCGCCGUUCCUGACCAAGACGUUCGACCUGGUGGCCGACCCGGCCACCGACGGCGUCGUCUCCUGGGGCCGCGGCGGGAACAGCUUCGUCGUCUGGGACCCGCACCUCUUCGCCGCCGUGCUGCUCCCGCGCUUCUUCAAGCACAGCAACUUCUCCAGCUUCGUCCGCCAGCUCAACACCUACGGUUUUAGAAAGAUCGAUCCAGACAGAUGGGAGUUUGCGAAUGAGGGUUUCAUUAGGGGCCAGAGACAGCUCCUAAAGAUGAUAAAGAGAAGGAGACCAUUGUCUUAUCUCCCUUCAUCACAGCAGCAGGCCCUUGGCUCCUGCCUCGAGGUCGGCCAGUUCGGAUUCGACGAUGAAAUCGAAGUGCUAAAGCGCGACAAGAACGCCUUACUCUCAGAGGUGGUGAAACUGAGGCAGGAGCAGCAGAGCACGAGAGCUGACAUGCGAGCCAUGGAGGAGAGGCUACACCGGGCGGAGCAGAAGCAGCUCCAGAUGAUGGGUUUCCUGGCAAGAGCAAUACAGAACCCUGACUUCUUUCUCCAGCUUGUCCAGCAACAAGAUAAACUGAAGGACCUCGAGGACCCUUACCCAACGAAGAGGAGGAGGUCCAUCAACGUAAUGCCGUUCCUUGGCCCUGAGGGGACGAGUCAGAGUGAGCAACUCGAGUCCACAUUCAUUUUUGAGGACAGGGAAUUUUCAGAGCUGGAGAAUUUAGCAAUGAACAUUCAAGGGAUCAGGAAGGGCAUGGAGGAUGACAAAGGUGGUCGGAGUCAGGGCUGCGGUGAGGCCGAGCUGACUGAUGACUUCUGGGAGGAGCUGCUGAGUGAAGGAAUGAGGGAUGAGGCUGAGAUGCUAGAGCUGGAAAGGAGGAGAUCUAGAUAUGUCGACGCGUAGCGCGAAAGCUGGGUCGUCUAAGUAACAACGAUCCAAACUCUACCAGAAUUCAUAACCAUUUAAUCUGUAUACCAUUGUAUUGAUAGCUGUAUUGUAUAUUGUAGUGCUAAUUUAUAGUCAUAGUCUCAUAGACUGAUUGUAUUGCGGUUCCACACCGAUUAUGUGGUAUAUAUCUAGUGGUAUAAAAACUGUCCCUGGAUUCA